AUGAGCUGGAAAGUUUUGUGCAUUUUUUUGCUGAUUUUGGUGCCAUGUAAGUUUCACACAUUCAUUAUUGGGCUCUUUUUUUUACAAACAAAAAAAUCUCUUGGAAAAUUUUUUGGACCUUUGGAAUUUUUAAUUAACGAACGAGGAUUCUCAUAUAUAUGAAAAAAGAACGCUUUUUGCCUAAGCUCCGCCCACAUUUCUCCGUAAAGAUGAGUAUUUUUCAAAAAAAAGAAGCCUAGUAGGUCAAAGAUUCUGUCAUCCGGAAAUUAUACAAGUUCUUCCUCUUUUUUUUCGGAAAAAUACACAUUUAUUAAAAAUUCUGCUCUUCAGAAUUCUGCUCCUGUUUUGUUUGUUUGUGAUGUUUCGAGUGACUUUUUCAAGGGUCCCCAGGAAUAAGUUUUUUUGUGAGCUUCUGAUUUUUCUCAGUGUUUUGGAUCAGGAAAAAAUUGAUUUUUUCUGGAUUCUAGAAUUUUUUAAAUUCAAAUUUCUGAUUUUUGAUUGAACCUGAGGAAUAGUUUUGAGCCCUGAGCCCGAUUUUCAAAAUUUCUAAAUUAUUUACCACGUGGAUUUCGGCUAAUUGUAGUCUCAAAAAGAAUUUCCUAGUUUUUGUGAGCUUCUGAUUUUUUUCCGAAUUUUUUUCUUGCAUCAGAAAAAAAUUGAUUUUUUCUGGAUUCUAGAAUUUUUUCUACAGUACCCCAAGAAAAAAUAGUGCCAAAAAGUUGCGAAAAAUUCGGUAGAUCAAAAAUUAUAGCCCCCAAAAUCUACUGUAGCUCUGAAAGCGCUUCGGGACCCAGAAAAUGAAUGAAACUUUAUCCUGAAAUAUUGGUAGAUCAAAAAUUAUGGCCCUCCAAUAAUCUACAGUAACCCCUGAAAGUUCUGGAACCCAAAGCAAUCCUGCUAAAAAUUUUUGUGAAUUCAGAGCUACAGUGAACUCGAAAAAUGAGCGUUAAGAAAAUUUAGAAAACAUUUUCAAGUUUCCUAGAUUCAGAUAUUUUUUAGAUUUUCAGAGGGCUUUUCAGAUUUCAAAAAUCAGAUUUUCGUCUGAAUUUUUCGAAAUUCACCGUAGUUUUUUUCAACUAUGAAAUUCUCUCAAAACCUUUUUCGAAAUUAGAAAUUCAAAUUUUCAGUUUCCAAAUUUUUUUUCAAAAAUUUAGACUUACAGAAAAUUCGUGAUUCAAUUUUUUAAAAAUUUCCAAAAUUUAGAGUUUUUUGGGUUUUCACAGAAAUACUCCUUCUCAAUUCCCUUUUCCUUUUUUCUCCAUUUUUUCCACCCACCACAACCAUCAUAAAUUGUUCCAAGUCUAGUGGAAUAAUCUACUUUUUUCCUCCUCCUCCUCCUAUCUUUUCUCCUUCUUCUUAUUUUUCCUUUUUGACUGGGGCACCACGAUUUUGUUUUAGUUUCCAAAACCUUGGGGAAUAUUUAGUUGGGAUAUUAUCAUCUUUCUAUAAUCUUCCAUGUUUUUUUGGUGCUCAAAGCAACGCAGAAGAAAAGAGCAAAGUUUUGAACACUUCAAAUUUUCCAGAUUCAGUCAGAUGUUCUCAAGUUUUUUAAUAAUCAUCUCAACAUUUUUUGAGAUCAUAGUAGUUUGUGAAAAAGGUAAUUAACCCAGAAAAAAACUAGACUGGAAAAUUUUAAGAUCAAAAAUAAAGGUUAUUUUUUGCAGGUGUCUGGGCUGGUGAUCAUGAAAAAAAGUUGUACGCCAAGUUGGCGGAGAAUUAUAAUAAAUUGGCGAGACCUGUGAGAAAUGAGACGCAAGCGGUUUUGGUUUUACUUGGCAUGGAUUAUCAGCAGAUUUUGGAUAUUGUGAGUUCGGGAGAAUGAUAUUUGAGCUUUAAAAACUUUUUCUGAACAAUUCUAAUUUUUUGGGAUCUUUGCGAAAUUCUAAAAUCGAACUCAAUGAUAGAUUUUUGUUCCCACGAACUUUUGAAUGAUUAAUUGAGGGUCUGAAAUUUGCUAGACCUUAUUUUCAGAUAAAUAUUUCUCCUCUGUAAAAUCUUCAUCAAUUUUAUUUUCGGAAUUAAAAAUCAGUAUUUCAAAAUUGUGGGUAAUUCGGAAAAUUUUUUUUUCUUAAAGUUUUGAAGCUAAUAAAAUUCACACAUUUCUGAAUAAUUGUAUCUUCUGAAUUAAAAAGUACUUCAAAAGAUUGUGCGAAAAAAAUCUAUUGGAAAUUUUUUUUAGAAAUGUUAGAACUUUGGAAAACUCUGAUAGACUUUAGACAUUUCAGGAGUUUAGGGGUUCAGAACUAUUUUUGAAAACACAAAGUUUUGAAGCUAAUAAAAUUCCCAAAUUGAUAAAAUCUGGUUCUAAAAAUUUUUACUGUAAAAAUUAUCAUACAUUGGGAAUUCGGAACUUCUAGAAUUUUGAAAAACUCUGAUAGAUUCUUAACAUUUCAAAAAUUUCCCAAAGUUGAUCAAAAUCCACGUGUAAUUUUUCCCUGCAAAACCAUUUUCCUCCAGGACGAAAAACAUCAAAUAAUGAACUCCAACGUGUGGCUUCGAAUGUCCUGGAUCGAUCAUUAUCUAACCUGGAAUCCCGAAGAAUACGGUAACAUCAAAGAAGUUCGCCUGCCAAUCGGAAACAUCUGGAAACCCGAUGUUCUUUUGUACAAUAGUGUAGAUCAACAAUUCGACAGUACCUGGCCAGUUAAUGCUGUUGUAUUUCAGUUAGUUGAUUUCUAGAGGGGAGAUCCUAAAUACCUAAUUAAUUAAUUAAUUAUUUUUAUAGCACCGGAAAUGUGACAUGGAUUCCGCCAGCAAUUAUUCGCUCAAGCUGUGCAAUUGAUAUUGCCUACUUCCCCUUCGACACACAGGUUUGGUUUUUGGGGCCCCCAAAUUUAGGGGCCUCAAAUUUGAGGGCCCAAAUUUAAGGCCCCAAAAAAAUUAUUUUCAGCAUUGCACAAUGAAAUUUGGCUCCUGGACCUAUUCGGGAUAUUUCACCGAUCUUGUAAACACCACAAUCUCACCAGCAACUUAUAAACCCAAUGGCGAAUGGGAACUUCUGAGCCUGGCUUCAGAAAGAUCCAUAUUCUUCUACGAAUGUUGUCCGGAGCCCUAUUAUGACGUCACAUUUACCGUGUCAAUUCGUCGGCGAACCCUCUACUAUGGUUUCAAUUUGUUGUUGCCGUGUAUGUUGAUCAGCUCGUUGGCAUUGCUCAGUUUUACAUUGCCGGCGGAUUGUGGCGAGAAAUUGAAUUUGGGUGUCACGAUUUUUAUGUCACUUUGUGUUUUUAUGAUUAUGGUGGCUGAGGCGAUGCCGCAGACGAGUGAUGCGCUUCCGUUGAUUCGUGAGUGAUGGUAGAUCAAGUCUAGGUUACUGUAGAUUGUCUGGGGUACUGUAGAUCUCUAGAAAUCUUGUGGAUGAGAAGUUUUGUUGGGAUUACUGUAGACGAAAACUGUAGAUCAAAAUUCUGCCGUGUAAGUACUGUAGACCCAAAGAAAAUUUUUCGAGAAUACCGUAUCUUGUCUGGGAUACUGUAGAUCUCUAGAAAUUCUAGAAUUCAGCAAGAUUUUAAUGUAGAUCAAAUAUAGUGGCAUGAAAUUUUGUGAAUACUGUAGAUAGCCCUCAAAAUUAAAGAUUCAACUGGGGUACUGUAAAAUGAUCUGCACGGAAAACAACGAGAUUACUGUAGAGGAAAAAAAUUCUAGGAUUACUGUAGAUCAAAAUGUAGAUCAAAAUUCAGAAAAGCGUUCAAGUACUGUAUCUUAAUUUCUCCAGAAAUCUACUUCUCUUGCAUAAUGUUCCAAGUUGGCGCCUCUGUCGUCGCCACAGUAAUCGCUCUCAAUUUCCACCAUCGAUCUCCCGAACAAUAUCGACCGAUGAAUUCGAUUGUAAGUUUUUUUUUUAAAUAUUUUUUUACAAAAUUUUACAAAAUGUUUUUUUAGUUGAAAAAAAUCCUGCUUGUCUGGUUGCCGGCGAUUUUGGGAAUGGAACGACCGAUGUGCUCGAAAUGGCAUUGUUCAAUUCACAUCAUUCGACAGAGUCGAAAAAGUUGGUGGAAAUGUUUUUGCAGUGGGGGGGGUUUGGGGAAUAGAAAGGGCUAAAAUUGAGCAUGGAAUUCAGCUCGAGCUGGAAAUUUUGAACCUUAAAGUUAGGCUGAAAAUUAUGAGCCUUCAAAAUUCAGAACCUUCAAAGUGAGCUUGGAAAUGUGAGGUUUCAAAUUCUGAGCUUUCAGAUUCUGAACCUAAUUGUAAAAUUAAAAUGAAAAUUUUAAGUCUUCAAAUUCUGAACCUUGAAAUUGAGCUCAAAUUUCUGAACCUAUAUAUUCAGCUCACGAUUCUGAAUUUUUAAUUUAGCUUAAAAUUCUUGAUUUCAAAAUUCUGAGUCUUCAAAUUCUAAGCCUACAUUUUUAAUUAAGCUAAAAAUUUUGAACUUAUAUUUUUUACGUCUCUUAAGCUCCAACCAAUUUUCUAAUUGAAUUUCAGGCUUCUGGAUUCAUGGAUCGUAAGCUUUUAAAUUUUUUCCCAAUUUCCAGAAAACAACGUCAAUAUUUGAUCGAAGUUGAGCGGCACAUUCUAACGCGUCCGAAUUCAAAUGGCCAUUCGGCGAUCGAUAAAGCGAUUCAUCUUGAUUUAUCCACAAAUCAUUCAACAACAAUCAAAUCACCCAAAAAAUUGCCGAAUUCUCAAAUUGGAAAUGGAAAUGGGAAUGGAAACAUCGAAUCAAUUAUGAAUAAAUAUGCAAAAAUGCCGAAUGGAGCUGGAUAUUCGCCGACGAGAAAUAUGACUGUUCCACAGAAAUAUAAUAUGAGCAAUUGUAAUAACAAUAACAGUAAUGAUCGACAUUUUCGUGAUGAUCGACAUUUUCAUCAUAUUUUGAAUGAGUUGAGAGUGAUUUCGGCAAGAGUUAGAAAAGAGGUUGGUUUUUGGGAGACAGAGACAGAGAGAGAAAUAGAGAACCAGAGGAUGUUAGGGAUGCAGAGGGUGUUAGAGCGACAGAGAUAGUUAGCGAGACAAGGAAAGUUAGAGAGCUAGAGAAAUUUCCACGUGGAUUUGGGAGAGAAUCUCUGAAAACUUCUGAACUGCAAGGAUUACUGUAGUCUUGUCUGUUCCUCAAAAUUUCAAAAUUUCCCGCUAAAAACUGCAAGAAUUACUGUAGCCUUUGAAACUUUACCGUGAAAUUUUCGAAAUUCAGAAAAAAUUUGGGAGCAAACUGCAAGGAUUACUGUAGACUAGUUUUUCCCGUUAAAUUUUAAGUUUUCCUGCCAAAAACUGCAAGGAUUACUGUAGACCUAAUUUUUUGAGCUAAGUUUUUGGCGUCAAACUGCAAGGAUUACUGUAGACUAGUUUUUUUCCGCAAAAUUUUAACAUUUCAAAUUUUCCUGCCAAAAACUGCAAAGGUUACUGUAGCUUUUGAAACUUUACGGUGAAAUUUUCGAAAUUCAGAAAAAUUUGGGAGGAAACUGCAAGGAUUACUGUAGUCAAGUUUUUUUUCCGCGAAAUUCUAAAAUACCAAAUUUUUCUGCCAAAAACUGCAAAGAUUACUGUAGACUUGUUUUUUCCGCGAAAUUUUUGCCGUCAAACUGCAAGGAUUACUGUAGACUAGUUUUUUUCCGCAAAAUUUCAAAUGUUCCCACCAAACACUGCAAGAAUUACUGUAGCCUUAGAAAUUUUGCCGUUGAAACUGAAAUUCAGAAUAAAAUGCCUGGCGUCAAACUGCAAGGAUUACUGUAGCCUUUGAAAUUCAAAAUAAUAUUUUUGGCGCCGAACUGCAAGGAUUACUGUAGUCCUAGAACAUUUAGCGCGAAAUUCAAAAUAAUAAUUUGCAGGAAGCCAUGCACGCCCUCCAAGCAGACUGGAUGUUUGCAAGUCGAGUCGUCGAUCGAGUCUGUUUCCUCCUCUUCUCAUUCUUCCUCUUCCUCUGUACAGCCAUCAUCUCCUAUUAUGCUCCACAUCUUUUUGUAUAA
This is a messenger RNA of Caenorhabditis angaria, 5903 nucleotides long. NCBI's taxonomy places the organism in Eukaryota, Metazoa, Nematoda, Chromadorea, Rhabditida, Rhabditidae. The record is from the annotation of a GenBank genome assembly.